ACUGUUUCCAUGUAAAUCGGUUAGCUGACCAUUGAAUAGUACAUAUAGGACAUAAUUAGCUGAAGCAAUGAGCACCUUAGAAACUCUAAUGGAUCACGAACACGAACAAGAUGAUGAUGGCAGAAAGAGAACUGGAACUGUGUGGACUGCUACAACACACAUAAUAACAGUGGUAAUUGGGGCAGGAGUUUUGGCUUUAGCUUGGGCCAUGGCCCAAUUAGGAUGGAUAGUUGGUAUACUCAGUGUACUACUCUUUGCAUCUAUCUCUCUUUUCACUUACAAUCUUGUAGCUGAUUGCUAUAGAUUCCCAGACCCAGUCACAGGAAAAAGAAAUUAUACUUACAUGCAAGCUGUCAAGGUCUACUUAGGUGGAACAAUGCAUGUGAUUUGUGGAUUAGUUUUAUAUUCAAAGCUUGCUGGAAUCACAGUUGGUUAUACAAUAACUUCAUCCACAAGUUUGGCAGCAUUAGGGAAAUCUAUUUGCCUCCGUAUGAAUAAAGGACAACAAGUUGAUUGCACAAUGUCUUAUAAUCCAUAUAUGAUUGGUUUUGGGACAUUGCAGCUUUUCUUGUCUCAAAUUCCAAACUUUCACAAGUUGACAUGGCUCUCAUCAAUUGCUGCUUUCACCUCCUUUGGCUAUGUAUUAAUUGCAAUUGGUCUUUGUCUUUCAGUACUUAUUUCAGGAAACGGUGCACCAACCAGCAUGUUUGGAGUAAAAGUAGGACCAGAACUAUCUGCUGCAGAUAAAAUUUGGAGGUCUUGCAGUUCAUUGGGAAACAUAGCACUUGCUUGCAAUUACGCCAUGGUUGUUUACGACAUAAUGGAUACACUAAGGUCACCUCCAUCAGAAAGUAAACAAAUGAAAAAGGCUAACUUAACAGGGCUCUCAACAAUGACAAUAAUAUUCCUACUAUGUAGUUGCCUUGGCUAUGCUGCUUUUGGUGAUAAAACACCCGGAAAUAUUUUUGGUGGAUUUUAUGAACCAUUCUGGUUAGUUGCAAUUGGAGAUUUGUGUAUAAUUAUCCACAUGGUGGGAGCAUAUCAGGUGAUGGCUCAACCGUUUUUUCGUAUCAUUGAAAUAGGAGCUAACACCGCGUGGCCUGAUUCAAAUUUCAUAAACAAGGACUAUCCAAUUGGCAUAUGCAGCAUAAACUUCUUUAGGCUAAUUUGGAGGACGGUAUUUGUGAUAAUAGCAACGAUUCUUGCCAUGGCAAUGCCAUUUUUCAAUGAAGUUCUUUCUCUCCUUGGAGCACUUGGGUUUGGACCGUUAGUUGUUUUCUUCCCUGUACAAAUGCACAUUGCCCAAAAGAACAUAAAAGUACUAUCAUUGAAAUGGUGUGCGCUCCAACUGUUGAAUUGUUUGUGUUUAUUUGUCUCCCUUGUUGCUAUAGUAGCUUCAGUUCAUCAGAUUAGCCAAAAUCUACACAAGUUCAAGAUUUUUGCUCAUAAACAUUAGCAUAUUUGUAAAAUAGAAAUGAAUGGAGCUAAAUUAUCUUGUGUUUCCU
This is a messenger RNA of Vicia villosa (hairy vetch), 1505 nucleotides long. RefSeq names its product amino acid permease 1-like. NCBI's taxonomy places the organism in Eukaryota, Viridiplantae, Streptophyta, Magnoliopsida, Fabales, Fabaceae. The transcript has 7 exons. The record is from RefSeq and is a predicted model, not a curated record. The coding region runs from base 68 to 1456 and encodes 462 amino acids. Gene Ontology annotation, cellular component: plasma membrane.